UACCAGUUACCUACCAAACUGUGGAUUUACUUGUGUUUGAUAUAGUUUCUACAAUUUUAAUGGGAGAAGAGCACAGUAGGAUUGCCAUCCUUUUCCCGUAUACGGGACGCGAUUUGCUCCGUAUUUCUGUAUGUCCGACAGUAACGCCUAUCACACACAUAUAAACAUUUAGUGUAACAAUAAUUACAAAACUCAAACACAAGAUUUGUUAAGGUCAGCUAAAUUUUGGCGGGAGCUAGUAAGGACCCCAGAACGCUUCGGACCAAUGAUGAUGUCACGGUUGCCUAGAGACGGACACUAAGCCCCUUUUGCACUGCACCGCUGGACCCGGGUCGACCCGGGUCCAUUUAAUAAUGGCGUAUUAAGUUUUGUUGUGCUGCUUUGGACCAAAAAAGGUCUGAGUUAACUCCCGCUCUCCGGGUAAACUCAACCGACGCUCGCCACAGUUGUUCUUAUCUUCCCAAACUUCAGCAGUUUUCUAGUUGUUCUGCUGAGAUAGUGUCAUCAACUUGUGACAUCACGCAUAGUGAUGUCACAAAGAGCUAGUCACAAAUUGAACUCUGCACACUUGAAUUCUGCAGUCAUAAGCAUUGCGGAAGAGAGAGAGAGAGCAAGAAGAAGGAUUGUGUCCCAACAAGAGAUUGAAAAGGAAAGUUUUUCAAGAUUAAAAGGAAUUUCUCACAAACAAAUAAAGGAAAACAUGGGGCAGAUUUUGAAUUUAUUCAGACAGAAAGGAUCAAAAGUGAGUCAGCGCAAUAAGGAUUCAUCUUCUGAUUCUGGGAAUGAAGAAAUACAGCAGAUCUUGGCAAGAGAGACAGAGAAGCUAAAUGGCAUCUUGGAAGAAGUUAACAUGAUGUCCAUUGAGAGACAGUCACUCAUCAAAGCAAACGAGGAGCUGAAGAACGAUAACAUGGCAUUGAAGCAGGAAAACACUGCACUGGGGCAACAAAACACCGUCUUGGAAGAGGAAAAAAGCAUCCUGGAGCAGAAAAACACUGCCCUGGAGAAGGAAAGAAAUACGCUACAUCAGGAAAACAUCACAUUAAAACAGGUAAAUACCAUCUUGGAGGAGGAAAACACCUUCUUCAAGCAGAAUAAUACGGUCCUGGAAAAAGAAAAGACUGCCAUGGAGCAGAAAUACACCACUCAAAUCAACACCUUGGAGCAGAGAAUUUCCACGUUAGAACAGGAAAACACAUCUCAGAGGGAGAGAAUUUCCACGUUAGACCAGGAAAACACCUCUCAGAGGGAGAGAUUGUCUCAUAUAUUGCGGGUAAGUACCUACCUGGAGCAAAGACGAAGGCGUUUGGAAGGGCAAAACUUUGUUUUUGAGCUUGAUAACAGACACCUGCAUCAGAGCCUCAAUUUAAGAAGAAGGCAACAUGAGCAGGAAAAAACCUCCCUGAUGCUAAAUAUCACUGCUCUGGAGGUGAAAUGCACUGCCCUGGAGCAGAAGAACGCUGCCCUGGAGGAAGAAAAGGCUGCUAUGGAGAAGGAGAAGAUUGCUCUGGAGGAAGAAAAGAACGCUCUGGAGAAGGAGAAGAUCGCUCUGGAAGAGAAAAACACCACCCUGGAGCAAAAAAGUACCGCCCUGGAGAAGAGAAUAAACUACUUGGAGCAUAAAAACAAGACCUUGGAGCUGAUAAAUGCCACCAUGGAGCAAGUGAAGAGCUCUCUGGAGAAGGAGAACACCACCUUGGAGCAGGAAAACAAUAACCUGCAGCUUGAAUUGGAACAGCUGAGGGACAGAAUAGAACAGGUGUUUUCAGACCAGCCACAGAAUCGGCCGACUUUAUUCAGAAGAGUGAUCAGAGGCUUUUCCAAUAUGCUUCUGAAAAUGUACCAAACAGGAACUCUCAGGUACUGGAUCGAAAGAUGGUACUUCUAAACUAAGAAGUGUCAUGAGGGCUCCAAGCUUCAUGCUUGAUUAUCGGUGGUCUCCAUGCUGACUUCCAGGGCUUCGUAGCGAGUCAUGUUGGUCUCCUGGCAGACCUCCAGGGCUUUGUAUUGAGUCCUGUUGGUCUCCCGGGCUGACCUCCAGGGCUUUGUAGAGAGUCGUGUCAGUCUCCCGGGCUGACCUCCAGGGCUUCGUAGCAAGUCCCAUUGGU
Xiphophorus couchianus (Monterrey platyfish) is the source of this 2108-nucleotide messenger RNA. RefSeq names its product girdin-like. NCBI's taxonomy places the organism in Eukaryota, Metazoa, Chordata, Actinopteri, Cyprinodontiformes, Poeciliidae. The transcript has a single exon. The coding region runs from base 530 to 1888 and encodes 452 amino acids. The record is from RefSeq and is a predicted model, not a curated record.